AAGUCCGAUUCACACCCUUCCCCCACCCCGUCGAAUAGGAGCUUUCGCCAUGUCCCUUUCCCCUUUCUCUCUCCAGCCCCCAUCCAUCACGCAGUCCAUGAAAGCUGAAACCGAUGCCGAUGGAUGCCACACUCAAUAACCAGUCCUUGGUCAUUCAUUUGCUGGGACGCUGUAUAGGACCCAUGGAUUGAGAUAAAAAGAGUUCAUUGUGAGGGGGGAGAGGAGUAGAAGGAAGGAAAGGAAAGAGGGAUAGCAGAGCUUCUAGUUACGAUCGCCGUUCCCUUCUCUCCUCAAACUUUCUUCUUUGCCUCCGCCUCCGCUUUCCUCCUUUUACUACUGAACAGCGAAGAGGAGCCACACUGGAGCCACCGGCGAGGAUGGGUCGAGGAAAGAUCGAGAUCAAGAGGAUCGAGAACACGACCAACCGGCAGGUGACCUUCUGCAAGCGCCGCAACGGGCUCCUCAAGAAGGCCUACGAAUUGUCGGUUCUGUGCGACGCCGACGUCGCGCUCAUCGUCUUCUCCAGCCGCGGCCGUCUCUACGAGUACGCCACCAACAGUGUGAAGGCAACUAUCGAUAGGUACAAGAAGGCAUGCAAUGGUACCACCAACACUGGAUUUGCUUCGGAAGACAAUGCUCAGUACUACCAGCAAGAAGCAUCGAAACUCCGUCAGCAGAUCAACAACUUACAGAGUACGAACAGGAGCCUGAUGGGAGAGUCGCUCGGCUCCAUGAGCUUGCGGGACAUGAAGCAACUCGAGACUAGAUUGGAGAAAGGCAUAAACAAAAUCAGAAAUAAGAAGAACGAGCUGUUGUUUGCUGAAAUCGAGUACAUGCAGAAAAGGGAGAUGGAGCUGCAAAAUGACAACAUGUACCUGAGGAACAAGAUUGCUGAAAACGAGAGAGCACAACAGCAGAUGAGCAUGCUGCCUUCAGCGAGGACCACCGAAUACGAGAUCAUGCCUCCAUAUGAUUCCAGGAACUUUCUGCAAGUGAACGCAGUGCAGCCUACUCAACACUACACUCACCAGCAGCGGACCGCCCUCCAGCUGGGGUAUGGACCGACCUUCUCUUAGCUUCCUUCUCCUGACGCUCUCCCUCUCCCGUGUGAGGGAGGAGAACUCCUUGCACGAGAUGGGUGAUGUGUUCUUGUUGCCAUUUCUGUAGAUGAGUUGAUAAGAUGGAACCAUGGAUAUGCUUCUGCACAUCUAGUGCAACUUGGGUACUGCAGUGCAGCUAGUGCUAUAAAUCAAGUAGAAUGAUCUAAGCGAAAAUUAUGGCAACUAUUUGUUUGAUAUGGAGUCUUUUUAAGUGUGGGCAGACCAUUAGGUAGAUAGAUGCAAAGUCUCCACUACGUUGUAUGAUUUGCUAUAAUUAUCGACACUCGUGUGACAUGCAUGUCCUAUGUAUCUAAGACUUUUCAACUACUUGUUGUUCUGAUAUGGUGGGUUAAUUUAUUUGCAUUUAACUAGCUUGAU
Molecule: messenger RNA, 1478 nt
Organism: Musa acuminata subsp. malaccensis (wild Malaysian banana)
Lineage: Eukaryota; Viridiplantae; Streptophyta; Magnoliopsida; Zingiberales; Musaceae
Source: RefSeq, a predicted model, not a curated record